UUUCUCAACUUCAAAGAUCAAUCACGAAUCAUUUCUAGUUUUGACUUUUUUUUGGUUGCAGCGUUAUCGAAGCUGGACUAAAAGGAUCUUGUAUGGUACUUCUUCUGUCGAAGGGAGUACCACGUAUCUGAGAAGAAGAAGGGAACGAAGAGGACAACACCUUCUGGGUUCUGGAAAGCUACUGGUGUUGAUCGGAAGAUCAGGGACAAGGGUGUUGAGAUCGGGAUCAAGAAGACGCUUGUCUACUAUGAAGGUAAAUCAACUAAUGGUGCUUGGACUCCUUGGGUCAUGCACGAGUAUCACAUCACUUCCUUGCCUCCUAGUCAGAGGAACUAUGUUAUCUGCCAAGUAAUGUACAAGGGUGCUGACGGAGAUAGUUUGUACGGUAAUAACUCCAAUGAGUUAAGCCACUCCACCAUGGUCUCUGACUUGAAUACUGUCAGAGAGAUUAACACUGCCCCUGAGGUUGAGCAACCAACGGAAGAAGAUUUCUACAUGUCUUGGGAUGAUUUGGCCAACCCACUGAACGAGCAGGAUGAUCCCUCUCUAUUCAAUCCAGACACGUUUUUCAACGACGACUACUGCCCUUACCAGCAGCAGCCACAAGCUCCCUGCGAUGAUGAUUAUAUUAAUAAACUGCUGAGUUUUAACGGAGGGAAUUAUGCUGAUGUACUUGGAGAUCUAGACAUCACAAUGCAAGAGCACCGCAACGAUCACAGGCCAACGAAAGCUUUGACAGGGAUCAUUGUUGAUUGUAGCAGUGAUAACGAUGCUAAAUCCAUAUCUGCAACGGUAAGCAUGUUAGAACCAAUUAUUAUAAAUUUGACAUGCUUGUCCACGCAAAUUUUGAUUUUACUUUUUAUAAAUAAAUAUUUCUUUAUAUACAUAAUAUAUAUUUUAAAAAUUUAUCACCGCUAAAUAAUUGUUUAAUAUGAUAUUUUUAAACAUAAUAAUAUUAUAGUUUAUAUUUUCAACGGUAAGCAUGUUGGAACCAACUAUUAUAAAUUUGACAUGCUUGUCCGUGCAAAUUUUGAUUUUGCUUUUUAUAAAUAAAUAUUUAUUUUAUAUACAUAAUAUAUAUUUUAAAAAUUUAUCACUGCUAAAAUAAUUAUUUAAUAUGAUAUUUUUAAACACAAUAAUAUUAUGGUUUAUAUCUGCAACGGUAAGCAUGUUGAAACCAAUUAUUAUAAAUUUGACAUGUUUAUCCGCGCAGAUUUGAUUUUACUUUUUAUAAAUAAAUAUUUAUUUUAUAUACAUAAUGUAUAUUUUAAAAUUUUAUCACUGCUAAAUAAUUAUUUAAUAUGAUAUUUUUAAACACAAUAAUAUUAUAGUUUAUAUCUACAACAGUAAGCAUGUUGGAACCAAUUAUUAUAAAUUUGACAUGUCUGUCCGCGCAAAUUUUGAUUUUACUUUUUAUAAAUAAAUAUUUAUUUUAUGUAAAUAAUAUAUAUUUUAAAAACUUAUCACUGCUAAAUAAUUGUUUAAUAUGAUAUUUUAAACACAAUAAUAUUAUAGUUAAUAUUGAGUAAUUUUAUUUUAUUUUUUGAAUCAUUAAGUGCAUCAUUCUAUGUGAAUAGAGUACGAUCGGCGUAUUCGUACAUGUAUACUU
Molecule: messenger RNA, 1609 nt
Organism: Brassica napus (rape)
Lineage: Eukaryota; Viridiplantae; Streptophyta; Magnoliopsida; Brassicales; Brassicaceae
Product: NAC domain-containing protein 69-like
Exons: 3
Coding region: 289-918 (209 amino acids)
Source: RefSeq, a predicted model, not a curated record